CGCGAUCUCCAAUACCCAUUGUCGCAAAUACCCGGUGCUUAAUGAUGGAAGAGUAACCGCUUCCAACCAAAUCCCACUCUUCUCAGUAACUCGCCAAUUCUAACUUUUCUUCCUUUCGGCUUCCAUCACUCUUCUUGGGCCGUUAUUACCCCCUCUAAAUGCCCACAGCAUGCCGUCUUCUCAUCCUUUCCCACCACGAUAACGGUCUGCCGCCUUCUUGCUUCCGGACACCUGCGCAAACAGCAUACGACAUCAACACACGAAUAAAUAAAGGAACCUCAAGAGAUGGCGCCAUCUGCCAUAGAAGAGGCUGUAAUCGCCUCGAAGAUGCCGCCGCCAAAGUCGUAUCCGCCUCCAAAGAUCUUCCCUGCCAAGGAAUCCAAGUUCGAAAAGACCAUUGCAAUCCAGCGUGACGGACGUGAAAAGGCAUUGGCCCGAGCUAACGAAAACCCAGUCAUCGUCAUUGACAAUGGAUCCUUCAAUGUUCGUGCAGGCUGGUCGUUUGAGGACAACCCUCGCUUUAGCAUCCCUCCCAUCAUGUCCAAGUUCCGCGAUCGUAAAGCCGGGAAGACGUAUUCAUUUGCCGGGAAUGAUUGCUAUGUCGAUGCCAACUCUCGGAGCCAUAUUCGGAACGCCUUCGAACAAGGAAGCGGCGUCAUAACCAAUUGGGAUGCCAUGGAACAUGUGCUGGACUACAUCUUCAUCAAGCUCGGAUUCAACGACAUCGACGGGUCGGUGGACUGGCCCAUUGUUAUGACAGAAGCUGUGGCGAAUUUCACAUACGUGCGCAAGACCAUGUCGGAGACAUUAUUCGAGUGCUACGGCGUCCCCUCGGUAGCGUACGGUAUCGAUGCUUUGUUCUCCUACAGACACAACAAGGGCAACACCGGUCUCGUGGUCUCUUCUUCUCACACCUCCACCCACGUCAUUCCCGUCUACAACCAAAGACCCCUUCUCGCCCAGGCCACUCGGCUGAACUGGGGCGGCUGGCACUCGGCUGAAUAUCUACUGAAGCUACUCAAACUGAAGUAUCCGGCAUUCGUCAACAAGCUUAAUUCGUCACAAGCAGAACAUAUGCUCCGCGACUACUGCUACUUGUCCGCCGACUACGACAACGAGCUACGAGGUUAUCUCGACUGGACUGGCCUGGAGGACCGAGAUAUCGUCGUCCAGUACCCUUAUACGGAGGAAGUUGUCGUACAGAAAAGCGAGGAAGAGCUGGCACGCAUUGCCGAGCGAAAGAAGGAGAGCGGUAGGCGGCUUCAGGAGCAGGCUGCCAAGUUGCGGCUGGAGAAGCUCAUGAAGAAGGAGGAGGAGCUUGAGUAUUACAAGAAUCUGCAGACACGCAUUCAGAAUGCGACAAACAAGAAGGAUGUACGGCGAAUGCUGGACGCCGGCGAAAUGAAAGACGAGGCCGCUUUGGAGAAGACCAUCAAUGCUCUCGACAAGGCGGUUCGGAAGGCGCAGACGAAGGACGUGGGUGGUGACCCCGAGGAAGACCAGCAGCAGCCCGUUUUUGACCUCCUAGACGUACCGGAUGACCAACUAGACGAGGCCGGACUCAAAGCAAAGCGCCAACAACGCCUGCUCAAGUCCAAUCACGACGCACGCGCGAGAGCCAAAGCCGGAAAGGAAGCCGAGAAGGCGCGCAUUGAGGAAGCAAAGCGAUUGGACGAGGAGAGGCGCGAGAAAGAUCUCGAAGGCUGGCUGGAGGACAAACGGCGGGCACGCGCCGAGGCCCUACAGAAGAUGAAGGAGCGGGAUCGCCUCAAACAAGACCUCGGCAACCGCAAGUCGCUCGCAUCACAGAGCCGCAUGAAGACCAUAGCGAACCUCGCAUCGGAUAAUCCGACCAAGAAGCGCCGGCGCGGCGGGGACGACGAUACGUUCGGAGCCGACGACGAUGACUGGGGUGUCUACCGCACCAUCGCCAUAGGAGACAACAGCGACGACGAGCAUGAAGAGGAGGACCUGAUGGCCAGCCUCAAAACCUGCGAGCAGGACCUGCUGCUGUACGACCCCGGCUUCACGUACGAAGAUACCUACGAGGCGCAAUUGGAUUGGUCCAAGUCCAUGCUGCACGCCUUCACCCGAGGCCCGCGACCAUUCGACCCGGCCUCGGCGGCAGAACUCAACCAGCUCCACCUCAACGUAGAGCGCAUCCGCGUUCCCGAGGUGCUCUUCCAGCCGUCCAUCGCGGGCGUCGACCAGGCCGGGCUCGUGGAAAUGGCGGGGGACAUCGUCAACCAACGCCUCAGCGGCGCCAUCGCGGGCGCCGACCGCGACGCCUUCCUCCGGGACAUUUUCCUCACGGGCGGCAACACGCUGUUCAAGAACUUUGAGCAGCGUCUCCGCGAUGGCCUCACACCCUUGCUCCCUGCGGAUACGCCGCUCAAGGUCCGCCGCGCGCAGAACGCCCAGCUCGAUGCCUGGAGGGGCGCCGCUGCCUGGAGCGGCUCCAGUGCUUGGAAGGCGGCGACGAUCACGAGGGCUGAAUACCUUGAGAAAGGUUCCGAGUAUCUCAAGGAGCACGACCUGGGAAACCCUGUCUCGACUGUAUGAGUAUUCUUCGGCUUCGGCUGAUCAUGAGAAAGUAAAGGGUAGGCAAAAAAAAAGGAGUUUGGUGAAGGGAAAGGAGCCAGCGGUAAUUAUGCUGAUUUUCGACAGCUCUCACAGAGGAGGCUUGGCAUUCUGUUGCAUCGAGGGGAGUGCUGGGAGACAGACUCCUGCGAGUGUAAAUUACGGAAUAUAGAUUGAGGAAAUAGUCACUUAAACCAG
Messenger RNA from Sodiomyces alkalinus F11, 2778 nucleotides. RefSeq names its product actin-like ATPase domain-containing protein. Gene Ontology annotation, cellular component: cytoplasm; Ino80 complex. The transcript is spliced from 4 exons. Lineage: Eukaryota; Fungi; Ascomycota; Sordariomycetes; Glomerellales; Plectosphaerellaceae. The coding region runs from base 286 to 2562 and encodes 758 amino acids. Gene Ontology annotation, biological process: regulation of DNA-templated transcription. The record is from RefSeq and is a predicted model, not a curated record.